Molecule: messenger RNA, 5702 nt
Organism: Polypterus senegalus (gray bichir)
Lineage: Eukaryota; Metazoa; Chordata; Cladistia; Polypteriformes; Polypteridae
Gene: adcy5
Product: adenylate cyclase 5
Exons: 21
Coding region: 1366-4941 (1191 amino acids)
Biological process (GO): adenylate cyclase-activating G protein-coupled receptor signaling pathway; cAMP biosynthetic process; intracellular signal transduction
Cellular component (GO): plasma membrane
Molecular function (GO): adenylate cyclase activity
Source: RefSeq, a predicted model, not a curated record
UGGCCAAUCCAAAACGCAGAACCUGCUCGUGUGGGCGGGGCCAGGACGAAAAGCGCGCAGGAAUUGGCGGUCCAGAGAUGACCAGCCGUGUGGAGUCAAUGGAGCGCUGGGACGCGUCGGCGGCGGUGUAGUAGUAAGCGUUGCACGGGGGACGCGGCUGGUACGUUCGCUGCAGUUGUGUUAUCCUUUGGCGGCGUUGGCAGUGCAGCGACGGUUGAGGUAGAUUGGCGGCCGCGGCGCGUGUGUGUGUGUGAGAGAGCGCCGUAUCGAGGAGCAGCAGUCACAGCAGCAGCAGCAGCAGCACCAGUACCAGUUACCCACCUCGGCGUGUCCGCAGCUUUUUUGAACGGCAGCACAGGCGCCUUGGCGUUGCUUCAUUUUGUUUUUUCAUCGUAAGGGAGAACGUCCAGUUGUUUAUGGUGGGAGUUCGAAGACGACCUGCACGCAGCAAGGAAUAAAAGUAGCCGCAGCAUGCCCACCGUCACGCCGAGGAGACUGAAAUGCGGGCAGGUGCACCUGUCGUGACAUUUGCGGAGAGGUGGCCACCACACGAUGUGACGACGAGCCAGCAGCGGGCGACACUCGUGCCUUCAGCCGGCCUGGGCGGCGGGCUCGGGGCUUGAUGGUUGUGGUGGAGGGUAACACGAAGACGGCGGCGGCGACGAUGAGCAUUGAGAGCUGCCGCUCGAAAGCGCCGCUUCAGUAGCUGGGCGUUUCAUUUGAUUUUUGCUUUCCCGAAGCCUCCCGUCAUUGUCAGCCCUUCUGAAUUCCGGAGCCCAAGCCAGCAGGGAGAGGUCCUGGCCGGGACGCCAGUCCGCCAGCGGGCGCCCACCGACACGCCGCGCCUACGAGCUUCACGGAUAGGACGGCUGCUCGGUGCUGGGCGGAUUCUUCUCGCUUCUUGUUCUUUCCUUUUCUUUUUUUUAAUGAUAUUUGGAUGUUUUAUCUGUGGAGAUCAUAUGACUUUAGGCACUGAAGCCCCCCAUGGGGGAGGCUUGUGCUGUCCAAAGUGAGUUUCACCAAAGAUGUCAAAGUGAAGAAGACUCCAUUCUUCUUUCUUUCUUUCUUUUUUUUUUCUGAUGAAUAAUCCAUGUUUUGAAAGAACUGCGAGUGGGGGGCCGACCACAGACCGGACCCCCUGGAUGAUUUUUUACUUUUGGAUGUGCCGCAGUGGAAUGUUCAGGUUGGAUUAAGUAAUAAUGUGUCUCCUUGAAACAUUUUAAGUUUUUAUUUUUUUUAAGGUACAUUUCUUGAGUUGCAGUGCCGGGUGCUUCUGUCAUGGGAUUGCCUUCUCGUUGCACAAGUGGCUCUUUUGGGCUUGGAUCUUGAGAUUGUGCCUCUUUAGACUCCCUGCUUUUGCUCAGCAUGUCCAGGUCAAACAGCGUAAGCCCCCCAGGGUUCAGUGCCCCGGGACCCCGAACCGGAACCGAGCACCGCUCGGCUUGGGAUGAGUCCGAAUCGAGAGCCAAUGGCUACCCCUACACAGCAAAGUCGUCCACAAAGAAAAGCUCGAGGGCUAGCGGCAGAUGGAGAGAUGACGACGACUUUGAGAGACCGCCCGGCAAGACCCCGGCCAUCAGUCGGGUGAGUUUUAGGUCCAAGUCUGCGUGGCAGGAUCACGGCGAGGAGAUCUGCAUCAACAGCAGACCCAGUCCCAAGCAUCCCGACGGAGAGGUGAGACCCCGAUCGGUGGAGCUAGGGCUGGAGGAGCGAAGGGGGCGCUCCAAAGCCGACGAAGACCCGUCCGAGGUCAAAUUUACCGUGGCGGAUUGCUGCAACAGCAUUAUGCAGAUCUUCAGGUCCAAGAAGUUCCAGUCCGAGAAGUUGGAGAGGUUGUACCAGCGUUACUUUUUCAGGCUCAAUCAAAGCAGCUUGACCAUGCUGAUGGCCGUGCUGGUGCUGGUCUGUGUGGUCAUGCUGGGCUUCCACUGCGCGGGUGGGGAUUACAAAGUGCCCUAUGUGGUGGUCUUCUCAGUGGCUAUUUUGCUCAUCAUUCUUCUUAUGAUUAUAUGCAACAAGAAUGGAUUCCACCAGGACCACAUGUGGAUCGUGUGCUACCUUGUCAUCUUGAUCGUCUUUGUGGUGCAGAUCGUUGGGGUUUUACUCGUGGAACCCAGAAGUGCCUCCGAGGGGAUUUGGUGGACGGUGUUCUUCAUUUAUGUCAUUUACACUCUGCUGCCGGUGAGGAUGCGGGCCGCUGUCAUUAGUGGAGUUGUUCUCUCGGCCAUCCACGUCACCAUUUCUUGGAAGUUAAAUGAGACGGACAGCUACCUCUGGAAGCAGCUGGUCGCCAAUGUGCUGAUCUUCUCCUGCACAAACAUCGUUGGCGUUUGCACCCACUAUCCUGCAGAGGGGUCCCAGAGGCAGGCGUUUCAGGAGACCAGGGAGUGUAUCCAGGCGAGGCUCCACUCUCAGAGGGAGAAUCAGCAGCAGGAGCGGCUGUUGCUCUCCGUUCUUCCCCGCCAUGUUGCCAUGGAGAUGAAAGCUGACAUUAAUGCUAAGCAGGAGGAUAUGAUGUUUCAUAAGAUUUACAUCCAGAAGCAUGAUAACGUGAGCAUCUUGUUCGCUGACAUUGAAGGUUUCACCAGCCUGGCGUCCCAGUGUACGGCACAGGAGCUCGUCAUGACGUUGAAUGAGCUGUUUGCGCGCUUUGACAAGCUGGCAGCGGAGAAUCACUGCCUGCGAAUCAAAAUCCUGGGCGACUGCUACUACUGCGUGUCCGGACUGCCGGAGGCUCGGGCAGAUCAUGCCCACUGCUGCGUGGAGAUGGGCGUGGACAUGAUAGAGGCCAUCUCGCUCGUGCGGGAGGUGACAGGCGUGAACGUCAACAUGCGCGUCGGGAUUCACAGCGGCCGUGUGCACUGCGGCGUCCUGGGCCUGCGCAAGUGGCAGUUUGAUGUUUGGUCCAAUGAUGUCACCCUGGCCAAUCAGAUGGAAGCCGGAGGGAAAGCUGGGCGUAUCCACAUAACCAAAGCUACCCUGAAUUACCUGAAUGGAGAUUACGAUGUGGAGCCCGGCUUUGGAGGGGAGCGAAACUCGUACCUAAAGGAGAACAACAUCGAGACGUACCUCAUCGUCGGCUGCAGUCAGAAGCGGAAAGAAGAGAAGGCGGCCAUUGCCAAGAUCAACAGGCAGCGCACCAACUCCAUCACUCACAACACCUCCCACUGGUGCUCCGACCGGCCCUUCUACAACCAUCUUAGCUCUCACCAGGUGUCCAAGGAAAUGAAGAGGAUGGGAUUUGAAGAUCCGAAGGACAAGCACUUCAUCUUCAGAAACACUCAAGAAAAUAUGAACCCGGAAGACGAGGUGGACGAGUUUCUUGGUCGGGCCAUCGACGCCAGGAGCAUUGACCGUUUGCGCUCAGAGCACGUCAAGAAGUUUCUGCUGACAUUCAGGGAACCGGAUUUGGAAAAAAAGUAUUCCAAGCAAGUGGACGACAGGUUCGGGGCUUAUGUGGCUUGUGCUUCACUCGUCUUCCUCUUUAUCUGCUUCAUCCAGGUCAUUAUUGUUCCACGCUCCACUCUGAUGAUCAGUUUUUACGUGACGUGUUUCCUCAUCCUGGCAACAGUAAUGUUUGUGUCAGCCAUCUACUCCUGCUUUGGGCUCUUCGCUGCUCCUCUGCAGACGCUGUCAAAGAAGAUCGUCCAGUCGCGGAUUAACAGCACGAUUGUCGGCGUCUUCACGAUCAUCCUCGUGUUCAUCUCUGCGUUCAUCAACAUGUUCACCUGCAGCACCAGUGAAGUCCACACCUGCGUGGCCAGAGAGUUCAACAUCAGCCCCAGCAGCGUCAACGCCUGCCACGUCAGCAGCUCCAGCUUCAACUACACCAUGGACAUGAUGGAUGGAUUCUGUGGCAGCACCUCGCCCAACUGCAACUUCCCAGAGUACUUUUCCGCCAGUGUGCUCCUCAGCCUCCUGGCCUGCUCUGUGUUCCUGCAGAUCAGCAGCAUUGGCAAGCUGGCACUCAUGCUGUUCAUCGAAUGUCUGUACGUCUUCAUCAUUGAGAUCCCCGAAGUGAGCCUCUUCGACAAUGUUGACCUGCUGGUUACGACCAACGCCAUUAAUCGUGCCAAUGGAACCUGUUUCAUAACCGUAUCCAAGGUGGCCUUGAAGAUUAUGACCCCUGUGAUCAUCACCGUCUUUGUCCUUGCACUGUAUCUGCACGCCCAGCAGGUGGAGUCCACCGCACGUCUCGACUUCCUCUGGAAACUGCAGGCCACAGAAGAAAAAGAAGAAAUGGAGGAGCUGCAGGCCUACAACAGACGGCUGCUUCAUAACAUCCUCCCCAAGGACGUCGCCGCACACUUCCUGGCCCGCGAGCGCCGCAACGACGAGCUCUACUACCAGUCCUGCGAGUGCGUCGCCGUCAUGUUUGCCUCCAUCAGCAAUUUCUCUGAAUUUUAUGUCGAGUUGGAGGCCAACAACGAAGGAGUCGAGUGUCUCAGGCUUCUGAACGAGAUCAUCGCCGAUUUCGAUGAGAUAAUCAGCGAGGACCAGUUCCGCCAACUCGAGAAGAUCAAGACUAUCGGGAGCACCUACAUGGCCGCCUCUGGCCUGAACGACUCCACCUUUGACAAGGCAGGGAAGACGCACAUCAAAGCUCUUGCCGACUACGCCAUGAGGCUGAUGGACCAGAUGAAGUACAUUAACGAGCACUCCUUCAACAACUUCCAGAUGAAGAUCGGUCUUAACAUUGGCCCAGUGGUGGCUGGCGUCAUUGGGGCACGGAAGCCUCAAUAUGACAUCUGGGGAAACACGGUGAAUGUAGCGAGCCGCAUGGACAGCACCGGAGUUCCAGAAAGGAUCCAGGUGACCACUGACAUGUACCAAGUCCUGGCCGCCCACAACUACGCGCUCGAGUACCGAGGUGUGGUCAAAGUGAAGGGCAAGGGAGAAAUGACCACCUACUUCCUGAACGAAGGGCCCCCCAGCAGUUAGCGGCCCCAACGCAAGAAUCGGACGCUUGUUGCCCUCGGAACGUGGCAGGUGACUGGCGGGCUGUCCCAAGUGACCAAAGAUGUAUUUAUUUUAUUUAUUUAUUGCUUCUUCACUUGUGGUCGCCAAGUGCUUUGGUGGCGGGGAGCGCAUUUUAUCAUCACGGACGUGUUCAGGAGGAUUUGAUUUGGACGACACGAUGCUGCAUGAAAACGACGCCAGCGGGACGCCCUCCUCGGCCGGCAGCUCCCGGUUUGGAAAGUGAGUGGGCCGUGCCCCCCGGGCCCAGAAGAGACAAUGUUACGAAGCUUUUUGUACUUUUUGUCAUUUUGUACUUUCACUAGCAGAUAUUUGAGAUUCUAUAUUUUGUAAAUGACUCGACACUACGUGUGCGUUAUCAAGUAACACAAAUGUACUGCAACCGUGCACUUUUCAGGCGGGCGGCCCGGGACGACACGCCCGUACCUCCCAGCGGAGCGGCAAAGGGGGCGCUGCCACCGCUCGGUCAGUCUCCCCGGCGCCCAGUGGCCUGUCGCUCCCGUGGCGUCUUCAACGCUUCAUUUUUCACAUUUUGCCUUCCUUUCUGGUUUGUUUUUGGGCCUCACCCGUCAUGCGUUCGCCUCCAUUUUAGUUCUCGUUUUGAACAUGUAGAUAGCAGGCGGCGCCGGUGACGGAGCCCAUGAAUGUUCAGCUUUGUUCCUUUCCUCCUCUUCUCGUUUUUGAUGCCCCCUUUUCAAUGUGUAAUAAAACUUGCCUGUUCUCUG